Messenger RNA from Caenorhabditis elegans, 429 nucleotides. RefSeq names its product Ovule protein (gene K09B11.4). NCBI's taxonomy places the organism in Eukaryota, Metazoa, Nematoda, Chromadorea, Rhabditida, Rhabditidae. The coding region runs from base 1 to 429 and encodes 142 amino acids. The record is from RefSeq and is marked reviewed. The transcript has a single exon.
AUGACAUGUCGGUGCUCAAUGAAGCCCUGUGUUUUCUACUUGGACAGCCUCCCUGCGGCCGAAACGCCGUCUCUGACGCAACUUCGUAGAAUUGACGUUCUUAUGCAACAAAAACCUUCACAAAAGAUCGAUCCGAAGGAGAUGUUGUUGAUGACAUCCAUGCAUCUUCCUUUCCCGAUGCAAGAACCAUCUACCGAAUAUUUUAACGCGAUUUCCGGAUGCUCGACUUCGUAUAUUUGUGCGGAAGAAAUGGGAAUCGGCUUCUCAUUCCGACGACACGUGGAAAAAUUGUGGAUGAAGAACUUCUCUCCGGCGAACAAUGGAACAGAUAAAGCUGCCAAUGAUUUGAAAAAUCAGCUCAAAGUUAGAAGGAAAUGUAGUAGCAAGCACGAUAGAACAAGUUCAUACGCACGAAAAUCGCAUAAUUAA